Molecule: messenger RNA, 936 nt
Organism: Fulvia fulva
Lineage: Eukaryota; Fungi; Ascomycota; Dothideomycetes; Mycosphaerellales; Mycosphaerellaceae
Product: Increased recombination centers protein 22-2
Exons: 3
Coding region: 1-936 (311 amino acids)
Cellular component (GO): endoplasmic reticulum; endoplasmic reticulum membrane
Source: RefSeq, a predicted model, not a curated record
AUGGUCUCCUUCAAGCUCGCGGCCCUCGCAGCUGUAGCGUUGGGCUCGUUGAACGUUCUAGCACAAGACACAGCAGCAGACAUCCAGGUCGAAGACAACAUCGGCGAUACCCCUCAGAACCCUGCGAAACCGGACAUUGCCGAUGUCAACGUCGAAGAUAUGCAGAACUACCUGGCAUCGGGCGGGAACCAGCAGUGGAAAACAGGAAGCAGCGAUCCAAAGCCGUUGAACGUCGACGUGAAUGUGUCUUUCCCAGAUGCUGAGAUCUUUGGUGUGAAGCUGGUCAACGGCCGGCCUACGCGCGCCCUGUUCCACAUCGCGAACAAUGAGGAUACGGACAUCAAUGUUCUGCUUGGUCUGGGUGCGCUGUUGACACCCUUGGGCACUCCUGGUGCACCAGAGGUACCACAGGUUGUACGCAACAUGACUGGCGCCAAGUUCGGCACAGUCAUUGCGCCAAAGUCGAAGGAAACUUUGACGUACUCUUUCAGCAACGUCAUGCAGCCGCAGGACCUUACCCUGGAGCUCCAGACUGUCAUCGCCAAGGGCCAGAAUAUGUUCACCUUGACCGUCUUCUCCGAGAGCGUGUCUAUUGUGGAGGCACCAACUUCGAUCCUCGAUCCUCAAAUUAUCUUCCUCUACCUCCUCCUCGCCGGUAUCUUCGGUGGUACCUGCUACUUCAUCUACAACGUCUGGAUCACACAGCUUUUCCCUCAAAAGAAGCGCGGCGGCAAGGGCGGCGAGCGUGCCAAGCGAUCGUCUGGUGGUAGCAAGCCAGUCGAUCCCUCAGAGCAGGUCGCUGUGGUUGGUGCAGAUGGACCUGCUGUGACUACUGGUUCCAAGACCUACGAUGAGAGCUGGAUCCCAGCGUCUCACCUGCAAAGGCCACAAGCUAAGAGAGUUGGAAGUGGCAGACCAAAGAGCAGGGCAGCAUAA